AUGUCGUUGAUAUGGGUUGUGGGUAUUCUGUCUAAUCUCAUCAUUGUGCCUGUGGUCGGAGCAAUCACGGACAGAUCAACAUCGAGGUGGGGAAGACGGAGACCAUUCAUGAUUGGUGGCGCAGUGGCAGCUGGUAUCGGCUUGCUGUUGUUCGGCUGGGCAGAGACGGUUGUGGGCUAUUUUGUCCGUGAAGAGCCUCUGAAGAGUCGUAGUACAAUCGCCGUUGCUGUUCUCAGCAUGUACACCUUCGACUUUGCACUCAACACUGUCGGGUCGUCUUCACGGAGUCUUAUUGUUGAUACUCUGCCUUCCAGUCAACAACAAGCGGGUUCAGCAUGGGCAUCUCGCAUGGCUGCCACAGGCCACUUACUUGGCUACUUUAUAGGCAGUCUUGACAUAGUGAGUAUUCUGGGUUCUGGCUUCGGUGGCUCCCAGUUCAGGAGCAUGAUCUUGAUUGCCGUUAUGACGCUUAACUUCGCUAUUGGCGUCACAUGCAUUUCUGUUUCCGAACGGCGUCUGAUGCCCUCUGCAUCAAGUCAAGCCAAACCUGCUUUAGCUGUUCUCACCGAAUUAUUUCAACACGCCAUCAAUCUCCCGCCUAGAAUGCAAUCGAUUUGCUGGAUACAUUUCUGGUCAUGGGUCGGCUUUUUCCCUUUCAUGAUUUACAGCAGUACCUGGGUUGGUGAAACCUAUUAUAGGUAUGAGCUUCCAGCCAGCGAGUCAGCCUCAGGGUCGCAUGAUGUCUUGAGCAAGGUCGGACGACUUGGCUCGUUGUCGCUGGUCAUUAUGUCCACUGUUCAAUUUACUGCUGCUGUCGUGCUGCCAUAUAUGGUUGAGUCUCCCAAAGGGGCCCCCGGGACGGCUUCGUUCACGCCACGCCUGCCAGAAGGCUUAUCUAAAGCAUUCGAGGGGGGGUGCCUGCACGUAUCAAAGUUUCGACCCAAUAUGGUAACAACUUGGAUGAUUGGGGAAUUGCUCUUCGCCUCAACCAUGUUUUGCGCGCCGAUAGUACGAAGUCUGGCAUUUGCUAUGACAAUUGUGGCAGCAGCAGGAGUUCCAUGGUGUCUGGCCAGUUGGGCACCCUUCGCCGAAAUGGGGGUGGAGAUUAACAACAUGAGUGGACUGGAGGAUUCUACAAUGAUGACCGCAAACGGCACAUACCAGGCCGUUCUGGCAGAAGAUCCAGUCGAGGUCAAUGACGUAGAUCUGGAGAGAGAAGUGCUCCAUCAUCGUCGUCAUUCUACUAGCCUCCUCCGACCUGAGCCGGCGUUGACCGAGCAUGAGGACACUUUGACCGGGGAACAAGCAGGUAUCUACAUGGGAGUUCUCAAUGCUUGCAGCACGCUUCCCCAACUCUUGGGCACCUUUGUCUGUUGGGCCAUUUUCAGCAUCUUAGAACCGGGGAAAGACGAUGUGUCGGACGACGACCCUGAUCACAAAUGGCUUGAUUUGAGGAAAGAUGCACCCAACCCUAUUGGAGUCUGCUUUUUCUUCGGGGGCUGUCUUGCACUGGUGGCAGCAGAAUGCAUGAGGAGGUUGAGAUCGAGCGACAAAGCAGUGGAUGCCUGUCUUGUCCAAUAA
Endocarpon pusillum Z07020 is the source of this 1581-nucleotide messenger RNA. RefSeq lists its product as uncharacterized. The record is from RefSeq and is a predicted model, not a curated record. The transcript is spliced from 4 exons. The coding region runs from base 1 to 1581 and encodes 526 amino acids. Gene Ontology annotation, cellular component: membrane. Lineage: Eukaryota; Fungi; Ascomycota; Eurotiomycetes; Verrucariales; Verrucariaceae. Gene Ontology annotation, molecular function: sucrose:proton symporter activity.